Arabidopsis lyrata subsp. lyrata is the source of this 3095-nucleotide messenger RNA. RefSeq lists its product as uncharacterized. The transcript is spliced from 4 exons. The record is from RefSeq and is a predicted model, not a curated record. The coding region runs from base 224 to 2167 and encodes 647 amino acids. NCBI's taxonomy places the organism in Eukaryota, Viridiplantae, Streptophyta, Magnoliopsida, Brassicales, Brassicaceae. Gene Ontology annotation, molecular function: protein binding.
CCUUUGCAUUUGCACGAACAUUUUUACAACGAAACCUCUUGCAUAAUUAAUAAAUUAUUUGUCCGACAGAUACAAAAAUAAAAAUAAUCAGCCCCAAGGUGUUUCUUAGUGGAGGCCAAGAGCAACGAUUAGCAGAAGACGAUCAUUUCUAUUUCAGUUUCUGCAAAUUGGAGAAGUGACAAUAAGCAAAAUCCACUUUGUUCUUUUUUUUUACAUUUACUUAAUGGCAAAAUCGGAAAACGACAAAAAUUCACCAGAGAAACAAACGUGGAGCACAAUGGAGGAGCUCCUCCUCGCCUGCGCCGUUCACCGUCACGGUACUGAUUCAUGGGACUCCGUCGCUUCUGAAAUCCAUAAGCAGAACCCCACUGUUCGUACACUCACCGCCAUCGACUGUCGUCACAAGUACAACGAUCUCAAGCGCCGAUUCUCCCGUAACCUGGUCUCGCCGGGAUCUGCAGAAGGAGAAGAAGAUACUCUCGCCGCCGAGAUCUCGUCCGUUCCUUGGCUUGAGGAGCUGAGAAAGCUCCGUGUCGAUGAACUCCGACGAGAAGUCGAACGUUACGAUCUAUCCAUCUCGUCCUUGCAGUUGAAGGUAAAGAGAUUGGAAGAUGAGAGAGAGAAGAGCUUGAAAACCGAGAAUUCAGAUCUAGAUAAAAUCGCGGAGACGAAAGAGAACCACAGUGAAUCGGGAAACAACUCCGGCGUACCGGUCGCCGAGCCGACAAAUUCUCCAGAUCCGAAUGAUAAUAGUCCCGGAACCGGAUCUGAGAAGACGAAUAAAGAUGUUAAAAUCGCUGAACCAGUGGACGAAGAACCGAACCGGAUCGACGAGAAGCCGGUCAGAGAGGAUUCGGGUAGAGGAAGUUGCGAGAGCGUGGCCAAGGAAUCGGAUAGAGCAGAACCAGAAAGAGAGGGAAAUGACUCGCCCGAGUUCGUUGAGUCAAUGGACGAGUCGAAAGGAGAGGAAGAUAGGAAAGAAACGAGUGAUGGGCAGAGCUCGGCGAGCUUACCGAGAAAGGAGACGGUAGACCAGCACCAACCGGGUAACGAGGAUCAAUCUCUGACCGUCAAUAAGAUCCCCGCUGAAUCUCAGCCGUUGAUUGAUUUCAUCGAGAUUCUUCAGUCUCACCCCAUUGGCUCUCACUUUUCGCGCCGGCUCCAAAGCCAGGAAACAUCCGAGUACGACAGGAUAAUAAGGCAGCACAUAGACUUUGAGAUGAUUCGAAGUCGUGUGGAAGAAGGUUACUACAAAACCUCCAGGAGCAAGUUCUUUCGGGAUUUACUGCUACUAGUCAACAAUGUGAGAGUUUUCUAUGGCGAGCCAUCUUCUGAGUUUAAUGUCACAAAGCAGCUUUACCAGCUUAUCAAGAAACAGAUGAGUCUCAAAAUUCCUAAACAAACCUUACCAACACCAAAAGAGGAAUCCUUGGUGACGUCUAAGGAGGAAGUCACAGUCUCUUCUCUAAAACCAACACUUUCAGUGCCUAUUAUAGCUUGUCGGAAACGUAGUUCCUUGGCUGUUAGAUCUUCAGCGUCUGUCACUGAAACUUUGAAGAAAAAGACUAAAGUAGUUCCAACAGUCGAUGAGAAGCCAGUUUCAGAAGAGGAGGAAGAUGGAACCUCUGAUAAAGAUGAGAAACCUAUUGUUUCUAAGAAGAUGACUAGAGGAGGAGCACCCUCAACAGCUAAAAAUGUAGGGAGCACAAACGUUAAGACCAGUUUGAAUGCUGGUAUCUCUAGUAAAGGCCGGUCUUCAAACGAUAGCUCUGUGCCAAAGAAAAGUGUUCAAGAAAAGAAGGGUAACAACGCUAGUGGUGGCUCAAAAAAGCAAAGUGCUGCUAGUUUUCUUAAGAGAAUGAAAGGGGUUUCAUCAUCUGAAACCGUAGUAGAUACAGUGAAGGCUGAUUCCUCUAAUGGAAAGAGAGGAGCUGAACAGAGGAAAAGUAAUAGUAAGAAUGACAAAGUGGAUGCAGUAAAACCGCCUGCUGGUCAGAAACGAUUAACUGGGAAAAAGCCAACAAUUGAAAAGGGUAGUCCUGCAAAGAAAAACACUGGUGCCGCCUCUAAAAGAGGCACUGCUCCUCUAAUGACAAAGCGGGACAGUGAAACUAGUGAAAAGGAAACAGGUUCUUCUACUCGUCCGAAGAAACGUUCAAAGAGGUGAUGAGUUAUUGCAAUACUUAACUAUCUUCUAUAGGAUCAAGAAUCUUCUAAGAAGUGUACAAGGCAGUCAUUUAGAAAAGAGUAUUGGAAUUGUUUAUAGUACACUUCUCUAAUUCCAGAUAGCAGCAAAAUAUGAGUUUAGUAGAUUGUAUAAAGAGCCAGAGGAUCUCAAACAAGGUUAUAAGAUUGUUCCAAUGUAGAAUCUUGUCAUGCAUCUGUCAUCUUCAGCAUCCUACUGCAUUGGAGAUUAUGCGUCAACGAUAGCCUUUCCCUUAUCAACUUUUCUGAUGAUAGGAAUCCCAGUGCUAGUUUUGCCAACCUAACAGAGGUUUUAUUGAGAAAUUGUGUCAGUGAAAGGGCUUAGCAUCACAAGGAAAAUUUGUUGGAGCUGUUUUCAAGGUACCUCCUUAAGUUGCUUCUUGUUUCGAGUUGUACUGGUUUCGUGCAAGAGAGUUUCGCCUGGUUUAAGAAGGCGUUUCCAUACUGGUAAUCCAGGAUCGCUCUUUGGCCAUUGCAUAUCCUCUGCCGGAACCUGCAAAGAGUUUGAGAUUAGUGGUUUCAGCUUCUGAAAAAAGGAGGACGAAUAUAAAACUUGAAGAAGAGAUAUAACAAUUUGAUUUUACAUGUCUGAGAUCAAUCCAGUUGCACGGGUCCUCAUAAUCCUUGUUGCUGAAAGCACUCACCAGGUGGUGAGUUUCCUGUAGAUUCGAAACUAUAUUUCUUAGAAGGGCUGAGAUCUGACCUGAUGAACAACACACAAGUAAACAUGAAGUGACUUACCGUUUUUGCGUCAUACUCUGUGAUGAGGAAUUCAAUGUACUCGUCUUCGUCAGGCAUUUGUAUAUUGACGUGUCUUCCAACAAGUGACCCAGGAGAAACCUGGCCCCAGCUUAGGACAGGAGCUAAAACCCUGUCUCGCUAAGCAAUCA